This is a messenger RNA of Acaulospora morrowiae, 710 nucleotides long. Lineage: Eukaryota; Fungi; Glomeromycota; Glomeromycetes; Diversisporales; Acaulosporaceae. The record is from the annotation of a GenBank genome assembly.
AUGGAUAAUCGAAAAGAACUUUACGAUUCUAUCGCUGUUAAAGUACCUUAUCCGCCAACAGUCACGGCCGAAGAAUUGUUUAAAUCCCAGAAACCAAAUAAUGAAAAAAAACCAAUUAAAGUAAGCAAUAGCUUCAUGGUUUACCGUAGAGAAUUUUAUAAGGAAUUAAAGAAGACACAUCACGGAAUACCACAAUGCAUAGUAUCUCGCUUGGCGUCGAAUUCAUGGAAACUCGAACCCAAAGAAGUCAAAGAGAAAUAUCUUAAAAUCGCUCGAGAUUUGGAUAUGCUGUUCUUAGAAUCAAUCGAAAAAGAGAAUGCUCAGUUUCAGCCUUUGCCUCUAACUCCCAUCACCUCGAUUCCUGAUUUGGCAUACUUUCCACAUUCAAUUUGUCAGGAGAUUGAAGUCAACCCUGGCUUACUAUAUACUCAGGGCGAGUCACCAGUAAAAGAAAAUACCUUCAAUGGGGACCCUUUUCAAUAUAACAUGUGUCCAUGUUUUAUUCCUUCUCAAUAUGAAAGUUUACUCUUUCAAGAAGAGACAUAUUAUAAUGCUUAUCAAGAAGCGUACACAAAUUAUAUCUGUCAAGAAAAUUCAGAUUCUUACACAUAUUUUACGGAACAACCGGAAUAUUCUGAACAUCCGGAAUAUUCUGAACAUCCGGAAUAUUCUGAACAAUCAUACUUUGACAUGAAUUGGGGCAAUUAUUG